GGGGAUGGGGGAGGGAAUGAUUGAAAGGUUUUAGAAGUAUAUUUUAAGGUCCUUUAUUGGAAAAUGGAGUGCUCAUUAAAUUUAAUUCUUUGAGGACAGGGUUUCCUUUGGUUUCCUCUUUAUAUUGCUAGCACCGAUGAUUAUUAGGAACCCCAGAUAGGUACUCAGGAAAUGUCUGUUGACUGACUGAGAGAGUAAAAGUAAAAAAGGCAUAGCAGAAAUCCUGUUGUGCUUGCUCUCAGAUGACCUAGCCUUGUGACCUAGGCCUCAGUCUUGUCAAUUAGAAAUAACAUCACUGACUUCUUUACUUCCUUCUUCCUGCUUUGGAUGCCUUUUAUUGCUAGCCUGAUUGCUUGGGCUAGAACUUCUAGUGCAAUAUUGAGUAACAGUGGUGAGAGUGGGCGUUCUUGAUCUUAAGGGGAAAAGCUUUUAGUCUUUCUACAUUGAGUAUGAUAUUAGCUGUGGGUUUUUCAUAAAUGCCCUUAAUCAUGCUGAGGAAUUUUCCUUCUAUUCCUAGCUUGUUAAGUGUUUUUAUCAUGAAAGGGUGUUGGAUUUUGUCAAAUGCCUUCUGUGAGUCAAUUGAGAUGAUCUUGAGGUUUUUUUCUUUCUUUCUGUUAAUGUGUAUAUUGAUUGAUUUUUGAAUGUUGAGCUUGCAUUCUUAGGGUAAAUCCUACUUGAUCAUGGAGUAUAAUCCUGUUAGUGUUUUGUUGAGACUUCUUAAGGGAUAUUGGUAUGUAGUUUUCUUGUGGUGUCUUUGUCUGGCUUUGAUAUCAGGGUGAUGCUAGCAUCAUAGAAUGACUUAGGAAGUGUUCCCUCCUCUUCUGUUUUUUGGAAAAGUUUAAGAAGGAUUGGACUCACUUCUUUUAUCGAUGAUAGAUAAAAUUCCCCAGUGAAAAGUCCACCACUGACUUCUUGGGAGUUGUUGUGAGGAAUGACGUAGUCUAGGUGAAGGUGAUUUGCACUGCUCGUACAGAAUGUUCUUACUCUGUGUCUUUUAGUUCACUGUUUCAUAAAUACUCCGGUGUUUUUUCACAGACCACAAAGUUUAUCAGUGUGUCCUCAUUGUUGAUCAGUGUAGUUACUGACUGACUAUCUUGUUUCCUCCUCCUUGUUGUCUAUUCUUUAAAGAGCAAUUAGCUUGGGAAAAUGGCAGAAGCGGUUUUCCGUGCCCCAAAGAGGAAGAGAAAAGUAUACGAGCAUUAUGAGUCUCCAUUUCCGAUCCCUUUCGGUCAGGACCACAUUCCUAAGAAAGAAUUCCAAGUGUACCAUGCUGAAAUGAUGGACAACAAUGUAAUUGUGAGGAAUGCAGAGGCUAUUGAGCAGCUGUAUGGGAAGGGUUAUUUUGGAAAAGGUAUUCUGUCAAGAAGCCGUCCAAACUUCACAAUUUCAGAUCCUAAGCUGGUUGCUAAAUGGAAAGAUAUGAGGACAAGCAUGCCUAUAAUCACGUCAAAGAAGUACCAGCGCAGUGUGGAAUGGGCUGCAGAGCUCCUGUGUAGGCAGGGCCAGGAGGAAAGUGCCGUGCACAGCAUCCUCCAGGAUUACACCAAGCCACUUGAGCACUCUUGUUUCCAAAGGAACAAAGAGACUCAUUUGCAGGGUGAGCUCAACUCUGAAGUGGAUCCCAACCUGGAAGGCCCAGUGGGUAGAGAGAAACUUUCUGUGAUGAAUGGAGACUCUGGAGAGUCAGAUGAGGUGGAGAACCUGAGCAACCAAUCUGCCUACCCACAGGAGGGGUCCAGGCAGGAUGCUGUAACUGCAAAUGGCUCCGAUGGACUCAUGGUAGAGGGUGCUGCGCCCCUGCCCCAUGUACCGUGUGGCCACCAUGAUGACCUCAUCCUACAGCGUGGCUCUCAGCCCGAGGACAGCCGGCGCACGGGUCUUCUCUCUGCCAGAGAGAGCAGGUCUGCUCAUGAGUACGUGCUCGUGGAGGAAGUGGUUAGUGAUGUGAGCACGGGAAAGGAUGCACCGAGUGAGGAAAGACUAAUAUGCAGAAGAAAUCCAUACAGGAUCUUUGAGUACUUGCAGCUCAGCCUGGAAGAGGCAUUCUUCCUGGUCUAUGCUCUGGGAUGUCUUAGUAUUUACUAUGAGGAGGAGCCUCUAACGAUAUUGAAGCUCUGGAAAGCUUUCACUGCAGUUCAGCCCUCGUUCAGGACCACGUACAUGGCCUACCAUUACUUUCGGAGCAAGGGCUGGGUGCCCAAAGUGGGACUCAAGUAUGGAACAGACCUACUGCUGUAUCGGAAAGGCCCUGCAUUUUACCAUGCAAGUUAUUCCGUCAUUAUCGAGUUAAUUGAUGACCGUUUUGAAGGAUCUCUUCGCAGACCUUUCAGUUGGAAGUCGCUGGCUGCCCUAAGCAGGGUUUCAGUCAAUGUGUCUAAGGAACUUAUGCUGUGCUAUUUAAUAAAACCAUCUACCAUGACUGACCAAGAAAUGGAGUCACCAGAAUGUAUGAAAAGAAUUAAAGUUCAGGAGGUGAUUCUAAGUCGUUGGGUUUCUUCACGAGAGAGAAGUGACCAGGAUGAACUUUAACAACUCAACUCCACAUGUCUAGUUUCACUAACAAAUGUUUAUUGAGUCCCUACUAUAUGCCAAGUUCCAGGCUAGGUGAAAAGUCCUUUUAUUGUAACUGCCCAUUAUUAAGAAGUUUUAAAGGGCCUAGUAAAGGUGUUACUGUUAGUGUUUUAAAAGGUAGAAUUGGCAUAGGGGAGAAGAAAGAGCCCUGUGGCAGGACCUGCGUUUCUGACCCGCUGACCGAGCCUCAGUCUGCAUCCUCAUCCAUCAAGUGAGGAGGUUGCAUGAGAUGAUUCCUGGGAGGACUCUUCCAGCCACAGAGAAAUUCUGUUACUCUCUGGUUUUACUUGAAAAUGAUAAUAGUUUACAUUGAUCUGCAAAUUAUGCUUUGUAGUUUACAAAGCACUUUUGUUCAUAGGGUCCCUUUGCUACACACAUCUAAUUUGUUCCUGAAAGCAUGUUGAAGAGUGAAUUUGGGGGUUGAGAACCCUAUAUUCUGUUAUUUUAAAUGGAAAAAAUAAUAAUGGUGUCUCAAGUCACCCAAGAACUUCAACCAAUUACUCAAACGCUUAAAAAUCCUCUGGACAUCUACCGAGGACAUCUGUCAUGUAACACAUCAAGUACCUAAUUAUUUAACUCUUCCUGAACUCAUCAGUGGGCAUGUUCAUGUCAGUACAAAUGUUACACAGUAUCAGACAAAAAUAACAUCUCACAUCAGUGAGAUUGUUAUAAAAGUAAGUGGUGAAAUAAUAUUUGAAGAUACAUAAUGAAUGUAGUUAAUAUUUAAUAUACCAUAAACAAAGCCUUUUUGUUGGUUACAUCCCAGUGAAGAGUUUCAUGAGAGGCGUUUGGCAGCAAGAGGAGGGAUGUGAGCAGAGGGGAUGGGAUGGUUGCUGUUUGAUGGUGGGGGAGGGUAUGCAAGAGUGAGUGAGUGAAGGCAGGAGUGAAGCAACAAAUGUCUGAGAUCAUCCAGUGCCCGAACUGAAGAAAUAUGGACAGUUUUCUCCUUGGCACUCAAGACUUCAAAAGUAGACAGCUAUGAACUGUCUCUGCAAACGAUACCAGUUGCCGUCAAGUGGAUUCCAACUCGUGGCAACUCCAUGUAUGUCAGAAUAUAGCUGUGCUCCAUAGGAUUUUCAAUGGCUAAUUUUUCAGAAAUAGAUCU
Trichechus manatus latirostris (Florida manatee) is the source of this 3676-nucleotide messenger RNA. It is a transcript of the gene TSEN2, whose product is annotated as tRNA splicing endonuclease subunit 2. The coding region runs from base 1147 to 2529 and encodes 460 amino acids. Gene Ontology annotation, cellular component: tRNA-intron endonuclease complex. NCBI's taxonomy places the organism in Eukaryota, Metazoa, Chordata, Mammalia, Sirenia, Trichechidae. The transcript has 11 exons. Gene Ontology annotation, biological process: tRNA splicing, via endonucleolytic cleavage and ligation; tRNA-type intron splice site recognition and cleavage. Gene Ontology annotation, molecular function: nucleic acid binding; tRNA-intron lyase activity. The record is from RefSeq and is a predicted model, not a curated record.